ACGCAGCAUAUGACGUUGCAGAGGGAAGAUAAACAUGGCGUCCGGACAGCAGUGGGUGUUGGUGGAAAUGGUGCAAGCGUUUUAUGAGGCUCCUGCCUAUCACCUGAUUCUGGAGGGCAUCCUCAUCCUGUGGAUCAUCAGACUUCUGUUCUCCAAGACCUACAAGCUGCAUGAGACCUACAGACUGACCGAGAAGGAAAAGGAGGACCUGAUUGAGGAGUGGCAGCCGGAGCCUCUCGUUCCUCCCGUAUCCAAAGACCAUCCCUCCCUCAGUUAUGAUGUUGUCACAGGACCUCCCAGCCACAAAAUCAUAAUCAAUGGGAAAGAGUGCAUUAACUUUGCAUCAUUUAACUUCCUGGGCCUCCUCGACAACGAGCGGGUUAAGCAAAAAGCUUUGGCAUCGCUGAAGAAAUAUGGCGUGGGCACAUGUGGUCCAAGGGGCUUCUAUGGAACCUUUGACGUUCACCUGGAGCUGGAGAGUCGUCUGGCCAACUUCAUGAGCACAGAGGAGGCCAUCAUCUACUCCUACGGCUUCGCAACCAUCGCCAGUGCCAUCCCUGCCUACUCCAAGAGGGGCGACAUCAUCUUUGUGGACGAAGCCGCCUGCUUCUCCAUCCAGAAGGGUCUCCAGGCGUCCCGCAGCUUCAUCAAAUACUUCAAACACAACGACAUGGAGGAUCUGGAGAGGCUGCUCAAGGAGCAGGAGCUGGAGGACCACAAGAAUCCUCGCAAAGCUCGAGUGACCCGGAAGUUCAUCGUAGUGGAGGGGCUGUACAUCAACACUGCAGACAUCUGUCCCCUCCCAGAACUGCUGAAGCUCAAGUACAAGUACAAGGUGCGGAUCUUCCUGGAGGAGAGCAUGUCUUUUGGUGUGUUGGGAGAACACGGCCGAGGAGUCACAGAACACUUUGGGGUCAAUGUAGACGACAUUGACCUGAUCAGUGCCAACAUGGAGAACGCCGUGGCGUCCAUCGGAGGCUUCUGCUGCGGACGCUCCUUUGUCAUCGACCACCAGCGUCUGUCGGGCCAGGGCUACUGCUUCUCUGCCUCGCUGCCUCCCAUGCUGGCUGCUGCCGCCAUCGAGGCCCUCAACAUCAUGGAGGAGGAUCCAGAUAUAUUCACGGUCCUGAGAGAAAAGUGCAAACAGGUCUACACAGAGUUACAGGGAACUCCAGGUCUGAAGUUAGUAGGAGUGCAGUUCGCCCCGGCGCUUCACUUACAGCUGGAGAGAAGUUCCGGCUCCCGAGACUCUGACAUGCAGCUGCUCCGCACCAUUGUAGAAUAUUGUAUGGAGAGAGGCGUGGCUCUGACCCUGGCUCGGUACCUGGAGAAAGAGGAGCGUUUCCUCCCCCCCCCCAGUAUCAGGGUGGUGGUCACCAUCGAGCAGACGGACGAGGACAUCCAGAAGGCCGUGUCCUGUAUCCAGGAGGCAGCGGCAGCCACCCUCAAAUGACUGGCAACCCGGACCACACCCCCCCCGGGCGUUAGCAGCCCCCC
This is a messenger RNA of Etheostoma spectabile (orangethroat darter), 1497 nucleotides long. It is a transcript of the gene sptlc1, whose product is annotated as serine palmitoyltransferase, long chain base subunit 1. Lineage: Eukaryota; Metazoa; Chordata; Actinopteri; Perciformes; Percidae. Gene Ontology annotation, cellular component: endoplasmic reticulum. Gene Ontology annotation, molecular function: pyridoxal phosphate binding; serine C-palmitoyltransferase activity. The record is from RefSeq and is a predicted model, not a curated record. The coding region runs from base 35 to 1453 and encodes 472 amino acids. The transcript is spliced from 15 exons. Gene Ontology annotation, biological process: ceramide biosynthetic process; sphingosine biosynthetic process.